UACACAACCAUGGCUGACGUUCGCGACGGUAACAUCUACAAAAUCGUCAACGUGAAAGGGCACACCGUCAUCGAUUUAAACUCGCACGACAAUAGGUCUGUUGCCGGAUAUAACUGGCACGGUGGGGACAACCAGAAGUGGGUAGCAUCGACCCAGAACGGGCUGUGGUACUUCAAGAGCGUCGCCACAGGGAGAUACCUCGCCAUUCAAGGCGAGGCGUCCGAUAACGCAUCUGUUGUCGGAUCCACGAACCCUUUUGGCUGGAACAUCUGGCCUGAUGAGGAUAACGUCAACGUUCUCAGGAUUUGCGUCCCGAACACCAGGCAUAACGUCGACUUGUCUGAUCAUGGAAACCCGAACCCAGGAACUCCCAUCACUAUCUGGGGUCGGUGGAAGGGUACCAACCAAACUUGGACUUUCGAGCAAGGUUUCUCGCACUACAGCUAACUAGGUGAUUAUUUGGCAGAAUUUGAAAUGGAAAUUCGACAUGUAAAAAUAAAUCCGAGUCGUUGUGAUAUACAUGCG
Messenger RNA from Laccaria bicolor S238N-H82, 525 nucleotides. RefSeq names its product carbohydrate-binding module family 13 protein. The record is from RefSeq and is a predicted model, not a curated record. NCBI's taxonomy places the organism in Eukaryota, Fungi, Basidiomycota, Agaricomycetes, Agaricales, Hydnangiaceae. Bases 10 to 447 code for a protein of 145 amino acids. The transcript has 5 exons.